AUGAAUGAAGAGGAACUACGGGGAAAACUAGAUGCAGAAUUGGAUCGCUGUGUUGUGGAUAUGAAGCCUCAUGUUCUAAAUCUACAGCAUGGAUCAGAACGAGAAAGAUGUGUACUGUGGAUUGAAAAACUAUAUGAACCCUCAGGAGCAGGCACAGGAAUAGUGGGAAGGAGGAAUCGGAACCUAUAUGCAAAACUUUUGCUCCACAUGCUGAAGCGAGGUGUGCUGGAAAAUCCUUUUACACAUAAACCAGAACCAGGAAUACUGAAAACUUUACCUUCUUACCUAUCAAUUUAUUUUGAUGAACCAAAUUCAACAAGAGUUCAGAGUAGCCCAGACUGCUUACCUGACGGUGUAAUGGGAGAACUAGGAAACAGUGAAUCUAAGCAUGAGGAAAUGUGGAAGGCCUCUUCUAAAGAGGAAUCAUCUUCAGCAACACCACCUGUGUAUGGGGAAAGAUGCAAGUACAAUGAGAAGCCAGUGUUAAGAUCAUAUUCUAUGAGUCUUGCUCACCGGACAGAUGAAGAUAACGUAGCCACACCACUGUCUGACCAUCGUCAUAAAAACCUCGGUUCUUUGGAUGACAGUGACCUCGAAGCACGCCUCAAUAGUUGGAAUCUUGGGUUAGAAAAUCCACGAUACUUGCGUGAGAAACCGGUUCCAGUGUCUUUGAUGACACCCAAAAUUGGUCUAGGAAAAAGUAGCACUUCACGUGAUGAACAGGCACUAUUUCGAAUGCAUGAAAAAAAGCUAGACAUGAAAAUGAAAAUAGCAGAAGGCAAAUUUCAUGAAGAAAACCUUAAAUUACAGCAGAAGCAUGAUACUGAUGUUCAAAAGAUUUUGGACAGAAAGAAUGAUGAAAUAGAGGUAUUGAAGUCCUUCUACAAAACCAAACAAAAUGAAGCUGAGGAUACAAUUAGAAAACUGGAGAAAAAAGUUGAGACCCUUGUUCGGGAGUCACAAGUGGUGAGAGAAGUGAAAGAGAAGCAGAUUGCGGAGUUGAAGAGGAUGUGUGAGCAAAGCAAUGAUUCUCUGAACAACGAGUGGGAGAAAAGGCUUCACAAUGCUGUGGCUGAGAUGGAGAAGGAGAAAUGUAAUAUUUGGCAGGAGCACAGAGAAAAGAUGCAGAAACUGCUGGAGGACACCAGUGCUCAUCUUAGCAAAAUGGAGGAAGAUUAUUUGGAACAGAUAAAGUCAACUAACCAAACGGUCAAAAAACUGGAGGCUCGUGUCCAGCAGUUGACUGUUGAGGUUGAAAAUAGUUAUUUACAACGUCAAAAAUUAUUACAAGAGAAGAGUGGUGCAGAACAACGUUACCAGAAGCUAUGGUCUGAACUCCAGGAGGUGAAAGCAAGGCACAGCUCGCUUCAGAAAGACAAGAACCAUAUUAUACAGGAACAUGAGCAGAACAUUCAGCAACUACAAAGUAAAUAUGAUAUUAUAAAUCAGGAACAUGCUCUCUCUGCAUCGGGCGUGAUUGAGGAAUUACAGCAUAGUGUGUCUCUCUUAAAACAACAGUUACAAGAUUCAGAAGAUCAAAGGCAGCAACAGCUGAGGGAUCAAGAAUACAAGCUUCAACAGGACAAACUUCACUCGGAGCGUGCACAUGAAAAGCAGAUUCAUGACAUCCGGAUUGACCUUAAAAAGGAGAGAGUGGAUGCUCAAAAGAAGAUUCGCAAACUGGAGGAUACUUUGAAGGAGAAGGAGGAGCAGCUGACUCGGGUGACAGAGGUACAGAGGCUGCAGGCCCAGCAGGCAGAUGCUGCCCUGGAGGAGUUUAAGCGGCAGGUGGAGCUGAACUCAGAAAAAGUCUACGCUGAAAUGAAACAGCAGGUGGAAAAGGUUGAAGCAGAUCUAAGCAGAUCAAAAUCACUCCGGGAAAAACAAUCCAAAGAAUUCUCCUGGCAAUUGGAAGAGCUCAAGCAGAGAUACGAGCAACAGAUAGUGGAGCUGAAGCUGGAGCAUGAACAGGAGAAGACGCACCUAUUCCAGCAGCACAACGCAGAGAAGGACUGCCUGGUCCGAGACCAUGAACGGGAAAUCGAGAAACUGGGAAAACAGCUUCGCGCUACCAUGGCAGAGCACGAGAGUAAAAUUCAAGAAUGCAGGAAACGAGAGGGACAGGCAAACAACCGGCUGAAGCAGGCUGAGAAGGAGUACAGCCAGAAGAUGGCUAAGUCCUCGCAGAUCAUAGCUGAACUUAAGACAACCAUUUCCUCUCUGACAGAGGAGAACAGCCGGCAGCAGCUUGCUGCGGAACAGCAGCUCCAGGAAGUUGUACGAAAGUUUGAUGAUAUAAAGCAGCAGCUGAUUACAGAUAAUGACAGAGCAAUCCAGGUCUUGCAAGAUAAAGUGGAAAGUUACCGCGCUCAGACACGGGCUGCAGAGAAGAAGUUGCAUCUCAAGGAGAUGGAGUUCCAUGAGCAG
Molecule: messenger RNA, 2427 nt
Organism: Eurypyga helias (sunbittern)
Lineage: Eukaryota; Metazoa; Chordata; Aves; Eurypygiformes; Eurypygidae
Gene: CEP112
Product: centrosomal protein 112kDa
Exons: 22
Source: RefSeq, a predicted model, not a curated record